Molecule: messenger RNA, 5076 nt
Organism: Oncorhynchus masou masou (cherry salmon)
Lineage: Eukaryota; Metazoa; Chordata; Actinopteri; Salmoniformes; Salmonidae
Product: E3 SUMO-protein ligase CBX4-like
Exons: 5
Coding region: 233-1921 (562 amino acids)
Biological process (GO): negative regulation of transcription by RNA polymerase II; protein sumoylation
Cellular component (GO): PRC1 complex
Molecular function (GO): SUMO ligase activity; SUMO binding
Source: RefSeq, a predicted model, not a curated record
UCAAUGGCUCUUUGCGUUAACAGUUUUCUGCGACCCCUUCUCGUGUGCAAAGCAAAACGUAUCGCACUGCUACUGCCAACGAAUUCCAAAUAGAGUGAGAGGGAAAGAGAGGGAAGAUCGGAGAGAAGGGAAAUCUCCCGUAUCAAUUUGAACGACGGAAAAACAGCACACACGCGGGAAGGGUGACAUUUUCUACAGGGAUUGGAAGAGAAACCUUCCCUUUGCAUCGAAAAUGGAGCUACCCGCCGCGGGAGAGCACGUCUUUGCGGUGGAGAGCAUCGAGAAGAAGCGGAAUCGAAAGGGGAGGAUGGAAUACCUCGUCAAGUGGCGAGGAUGGUCUCCAAAAUAUAACACGUGGGAACCAGAAGAAAACAUUCUCGACCCGCGGCUGCUUGACGCUUUCCAAAACAGGGAGAGAUACGAGCAGCUUAUGGGAUAUCGCAAAAGAGGGCCAAAGCCAAAGCACCUGAUGGGCCAGGUCCCGUCCUUUGCCCGGAGAUCCAGCGUCCUCUCAGGCCUUCAGGAGACCACCCUGGACGAGGACAACCGGCAGCAAGUGGACCCCAUCCAGACAGUGCGCUCGCAGACCCAGCAGUACCAGCUGAACAGCAAGAAGCACCACCAGUACCAGCCCCUGCUGGCCAAGGAGAGGGAUGCCGAGCAGCAGGCCAACGGAAAGAAGAAGCUCUACUACCAGCUCAACAGCAAGAAACAUCACCACUAUCAGCCUGACCCCAAGAUGUACGACAGCACCCAGUGCAUGAAGCCAAGGGAGGCCACCAAAGCUCCGGAACUGCCCACCAACCACAGCUGGAACCUGCCUCCCGCGCUGCAGCAGAAGUGGGUCCGGGACAAGGACUCUGGCUGCCUGAGCAAAGUCAAGGAUAUCACCAUGGAGCUAAAGAAGCUUCCGGCUCAUCUCAACGGCCCCAGUGGCGAAUCGGAGCAGAGCAAGGCCACGGCCAAAGAGGACGCACCGCUGCUGGAGGCCGACGGUGUCAGCGACAGCAAGCUGAAGAUCGUCAAGAACAAAAACAAGAACGGACGCAUCGUCAUUGUCAUGAGCAAGUACAUGGAGAACGGCAUGCAAGCGGCAAGGAUUAAAAAUGGAGACGUGGAAACCCUUGGCGAGCCGCAGCCGGACAAUAAUGAUGAUGCAGCAGAAAAUCAACUUGAAAAGAUGAGGCUCGUCCAGAAACUGGGUCUCACCAACGGAUUCGCGAAAGACUGCAACAAAGGGUCUAACAGAUCUAACGUAUUUAAGUGUCCUGCUGACAAGGUCGACUCGCCCAAAAUGGGGCUUAGUGCGACAGAGCAGAAUAAACAUUUCAAUGUCAGGGUUCAGAAGGAGGCUACAGAGGAUCAGCUCCUGCAGCUGACCGACAAACCUAACCUUGCCCCUUGGCCCAUUGAGAUGGGGGUUCAUAGGACUCAGCCAGGAAAGGGCUCUUCUCCAGCCCUCAAACGUCACCUUUCGGAGGCAGACAAGGGCGAGGACCGGGGUGGCUGUAAACAGUUUCUAAACUCCCGGAGUAUCAGUAUACCCUGCACUGUGUCCUCACCUCCUCAAAGCAACUCCACGGACCAAAAUGGCCACAAUGGCCAGCAGGAAUACGACUUCCUGGAGUCGAACCAGGACGAGCCCAUGGACCUCAGCUGUGUGAGGUCCAGACGGGAGGCUCCAGUUCCCACAGAGCAACAGGUGGCUCCUUCUGCCGAGGAGGAGAAGACUGCCGAACAGACAGAACCGCCAUUGGCUAUCACAACAGAACAAACAAAACCGCCAUUGGCUAUCACAACAGAACAGACUGUGGAGGAGCAGCCUUUUGCUUCAUUCAAGCCUUUCCUUGGGAAUAUAGUCAUCACGGAUAUUACAACAAACUGUCUCACGGUGACAUUUAAGGAAUACGUUACAGUGUAACGAAGCUGACAAAAGACGAUCUGAGGACGAGGGAUUAACAGCAACUGUGUGAAUUUGUACAAAUGUGUGUUGGAACAUAUUGGUAUUUUUAGAUGUUUGAAUGUAAAUAACAACCUUUAAAGUUUGCAUUAAGUGGGGUUGUGAUUCAUUUUGUUUGGGGUUCUUAACCCUCCUAUAAUUUGCAUGUACGUAACUUUGGCGUAAUAAUUCUCUAAAUGAGACCCAGAGUUUUUGUCAUACUUGACGAUAUAGGCUUCUAAUUGAGUUACAAACUACUUUAGUACAUGCUAUUUUGACACAUGGUAUCAGGGCUCAGUGACAAAGCACUUACUCAUGUAAAUAUGAUUUACUUUUGACAAAGGCUUUAUAUCCGUUUUGGUUUACAGUCUUUGUUUCAGGUCUAUAUAUUGAGAAAGAAAAAGUCUAUGUAUUGAUUAUUGGUAAAUGACACCCUCUUUCAGUUUAUUUGCCUGCGUGUGGUGUGUGUGUGUGUGUGUCUGUGCGUUCAUGUGUCGCGACGUUGCAAAAUGACGGGCUGUGUGUGCGCAUGUACAGUACCAGGCAAACAUUUGGACACACCUACUCAUUCAAGGGUUUUUAUUUCUUUAUUUUUUUGACUAUUCUCUACAUUGUCGAGUAAUAGUGAAGACGUCAACACUAUGAAAUAACACACGUGGAAUCAUAUGUUAACCCCAAAAAAGUGUUUAUAUAUUAUAUUUUAGAUUCAUCAAAAGUAGCCAACCUUUUGCUUUGAUGACAGCUUUGCACACUCGUGGCAUUCUCUCAACCAGCUUCAUGAGGAAUGAUUUUCCAACAGUCUUGAAGAUGUUCCCACAUAUUCUGAGCUUUUCCUCCACUCUGGGGUCCAACUCAUCCCAACCCAUCUCAAUUGGGUUGAGGUCGGGUGAUUGUGUAGGCCAGGUCAUCAUUCUUGGUCAAAUAGCCCUUACACAGCCUGGAGGUGUGUUUUGGGUCAUUGUCCUGUUCAAAAACAAAUGAUAGUCCCACUAAGCGCAAACCAGAUGGGAUGGCGUAUUGCUGCCGAAUGUUGUGGUAGCUUUGAAUUCUAAAUAAAUAACUGACAUUGUCACCAGCAAAGCACCCCCACCCCAUCACACCUCCUCCAUGCUUUACGGUAGGAACCACACAUGCGGAGAGCAUCUGUUCACCUACUCUGCGUCUCACAAAGACAUGGCAGUUGGAAUAAAAAAUCUCAAAUUUGGACUCAUCAGACCAAAGGGCCGAUUUCCACUGGUGUAAUGUCCAUUGCUCGUGUGUCUUGGCCCAAGCAAGUCUCUUCUUAUUAUUGGUGUUCUUUAUUAGUAGUUUCUUUGCAGCAAUUUGACCAUGAAGACCUGACUCACACAGUCUCCUCUGAACAGUUGAUGUUGAAAUGUGUCUUACUCGAGGCUGGUAACUCUAAUGAACUUAUCCUCUGCAGCAGAGGUAACUUUGGGCCUUCCUAUCCUGUGGCAGUCCUUGUGAGAGCCAGUUUCAUCAUAGCGCUUGAUGGUUUUUGCGAUUGAACUUGAAGAAACUUUCAAUGUUCUUGGCUGACCUUCAUGUCUUAAAGUAAUGAUGGACUGUCAUUUCUCUUUGCUCAUUUGAGCUGUUAUUGCCAUAAUUUGGACUUGGUCUUUUACCAAAUAGGGCUAUCUUCUGUAUACCAACCAUACCUUAUCACAACACAACUGAUUGGCUCAAACGCAUUAAGAAGGAAAGAAGUUCCACAAAUUAACAUUUAACAAGGCGCACCUAUUAAUUGAAAUGCAAUCCAGGUGGCUACCUCAUGAAGCUGGUUGAGAGAAUGCCAAGAGUGUGCAAAGCUAGGGUGGCUACCUUGAAGAAUCUCAAAAGAAAAUAUAUUUUGAUUUGAUUAACACUUUUUUGGUUACUACAUGAUUCCAUAUGUGUUAUUUAAUAGUUUUGAUAUCUUAAACUAUUAUUUUACAAUGUAGCAAAUAGUUAAAAUAAAGAAAAGCCAUAGAAUAAGAAGGUGUGUCCAAACUUUUGACUGGUACUGUGUGUGUGUGUGUGUGUGUGUGUGUGUGUGUGUGUGUGUGUGUGUGUGUGUGUGUGUGUGUGUGUGUGUGUUUGCAAGAUGGACAGAUUCAAACUAGGAAGGUAGAAGUCUGUUGCUUGGACAGAUCGUGCCACGUGAGACGACAGGGAGAGGCAAACAAACAGGGCCUCCCGGCUCAAACUGCACAAGUCAAUGAAGGACCUUGGAGUUAACAUGUACUUUGCACUGUUGUAGGCUGGCUGAGGGGGGUGAAUGGCUGCUGCGAAGGGGAUGGCCUUAGCCUCUUAUCUGAGGGUAAAUGUUUAGGAAGAUAGAUAUUACUGGUUUCAAUUAUUGUAAAUAUGUGAAAUACCCACUGAUAUCAUUCAUUCCCUGUAGCGCUGUAACAAUGUGGCAUUUUAGAUAUAAAUUCAAGUCCCAUUGGCCUAGUUCUUUCUUCAAGACCCAUAACAUGGAUACUAUUCAUUUUAAAACAACUCUAUGUUUAUAAUUGAUCCUAUUUAUUGUAGCUAUUCACUAUUAAUGUGAAACAUGAAGGGAAGUUGGAAACGAUUUAUGUAGUAUUCAUUUUUAGAAGGUCGUGUAGGCCAACUAACAAUCACAUUCAUCCCUGCCGUUUUGUUGGAACUAAUGAUGACUUCGCCUACAUGUCAUAUUCAGAAUGUAAACUACAGUUAACACAGGUGGCCUUUCCUGUUCAAUGCAUUUAAGGAAAUGUCCGGCUACUCUUUUAUUCACCCUGUUUUCUUCACUCUCCGUUAUAACUAGAAGUACAGAAGUAAUUAUGAAUCCCUGUUCUCAUAGCCUACACUCUAAAGCUUAUGCGUUUGAUAGGCCUGUGGCCUUUUGUGGGCGUAUACCACUGUUAAUGUUUCAAUGGCAUUCAGUGUUUUCAUUGCAAGGGCAAGGUAUAUGGUAUCCUAGGCUAGUCUAUUGCCUAUAUUGGUAUCAUUAAAAAACAUGAAUUCAUGGGACCUUCUCAAUGUUCUGUUUGAAACCCCUUUUCAGCACUUGGUUUUAUCAAAUAUGCAUUGUAACUGCUUUCAGAGGGACUUUGUUGUUCAUGUGAACAGACUAAACUGAAAAGGCUUCUUCUGAUGUGUUUGGCAAGAAUAAAAUGGUAAGAAAGUUA